Oryzias latipes (Japanese medaka) is the source of this 3552-nucleotide messenger RNA. It is a transcript of the gene trim9, whose product is annotated as tripartite motif containing 9. Gene Ontology annotation, molecular function: zinc ion binding; protein binding. The record is from RefSeq and is a predicted model, not a curated record. Lineage: Eukaryota; Metazoa; Chordata; Actinopteri; Beloniformes; Adrianichthyidae. Gene Ontology annotation, cellular component: cytoplasm.
CAUAGAGGAAAUUCUCUGAAAUCUUCUUCCUGCAGCAGAUUCUUCCAUCAAACAUGAAUCUCUUCUUGAUGAAUCUGAUCAACUCUAUUUGUUCAAACUGCGUUUCUGCCUGAAGUCUGCAGCUCAGCCAAUAGGAGGCCGCUCUGAGCGCGAGCUGAUUGGUGCGGGGGGGUUCCGCCUCCUCAUCGCGGAUGCCUCCGCUCCGCUCCGGUCUCCCGUCUUCAAGGUUGCGCUGGCAGGAGCCGCAGCAGGACGCGCCGCCGCUGGACCCCCCCUCCCCACCCGGACCGGAGCCAUGGAUGAGAUGGAGGAAGAGCUGAAGUGUCCGGUGUGCGGCUCGUUCUACCGGGAGCCCAUCAUCCUGCCGUGCUCCCACAACAUCUGCCUGGCGUGCGCGCGGAACAUCCUCGUGCAGACCCCCGAGGCGGAGUCCCCGCAGAGCAGCCGAGCCUCCGGUUCCGCCGACUACGACUAUCUGGACCUGGACAAGAUGAGUCUGUACAGCGAGGCGGACAGCGGCUACGGCUCGUACGGGGGCUUCGUGAGCGCGCCCACCACCCCCUGCCAGAAGUCCCCCAACGGGGUCCGGGUUUUCCCCCCGGCCGUCCCCCAGCCCCCCCCGCAGCAGCACCUCCUGCAGCCGCCGGGCUCCUUCCCGCCGAUCCCCCGCAACUCCUGCAUCACCUGCCCGCAGUGCCACCGCAGCCUCAUCCUGGACGAGCGGGGGCUGCGCGGCUUCCCCAAGAACCGGGUCCUGGAGGGGGUGGUGGACCGGUACCAGCAGAGCAAGGCGGCCGCGCUCAAGUGCCAGCUGUGCGAGAAGAGCCCGCGGGAGGCCACGGUGAUGUGCGAGCAGUGCGACGUCUUCUACUGCGACCCCUGCCGCCUGCGCUGCCACCCCCCCCGGGGGCCGCUGGCCAAGCACCGCCUGGUCCCGCCGGCGCAGGGCCGCAUCAGCCGCCGCGCGAGCCCGCGCAAGAUCUCCACGUGCACGGAGCACGAGCUGGAGAACCUCAGCAUGUACUGCGUGCAGUGCAAGACGCCGGUGUGCUACCAGUGUCUGGAGGAGGGCAAGCACGGCCCCCACGAGGUCAAAGCUCUGGGGGCCAUGUGGAAGCUGCACAAGGGUCAGCUGUCUCAGGCUCUGAACGUCCUGUCCGAUCGGGCCACUGAAGCCAAGGAGUUCCUGGUGCAGCUGAGGAACAUGGUCCAGCACAUCCAGGAAAACGGCGUGGAGUUUGAGGCGUGUCUGGUGGCGCAGUGCGACGCGCUCAUCGACGCGCUGAACCGCCGUAAAGCUCAGCUGUUGAGUCAAGUCAACAAGGAGCACGAACACAAACUGAAGGUGGUCCGGGAUCAGAUCUCCCACUGCACCGUCAAGCUCCGUCAGACCACGGGCCUCAUGGAGUACUGCCUGGAGGUCAUCAAGGAGAACGACCCCAGUGGAUUCCUGCAGAUCUCCGACCCGCUGAUCCGGAGGGUCCACAUGACGGAGGGCCAGUGGGGGAAGGGAACCCUCACCCCCAGGAUGACCAGUGACUUCGACCUGACCCUGGACAGCGGGCCGCUCCUGCAGACCAUCCACCAGCUGGACUUUGUGCAGAUGAAAGUCCCUGCUGCCCCCAUACUGCAGUUGGAGGAAUGCUGCACUCAGAACAACAGCGCCACGUUGUCAUGGAAACAGCCGCCGCUCUCCACCAUCGCCGUGGAGGGAUACAUUCUGGAGCUGGACGACGGAAACGGCGGACCCUUCCGGGAAGUGUACGUGGGGACGGAGACCAUCUGCACGGUGGACGGGCUCCACUUCAACAGCACCUACAGGUCCAGGGUGAAGGCCUUCAACGCCAGCGGAGUGGGCCAGUACAGCAAGACGCUGAUCAUGCAGACCUCUGAGACUGGACUCCCACCAUGUGACAUUCAGUCUAUAGGCGCAGUGGCCUGGUUCACCUUCGACCCCUCGUCCGCUCACCCGGACAUCCUGUUCUCCAACGACAACCUGACCGUGACCUGCAACAGCUACGACGACCGGGUGGUCAUGGGAAACGCCGCCUUCUCCCGCGGCGUCCACUACUGGGAAAUCACCAUCGAUCGCUACGACAACCACCCAGACCCCGCCUUCGGCAUCGCCCGGGGCGACGUGGUGAAGGACGUGAUGCUGGGGAAGGACGACAAGGCCUGGGCCAUGUAUGUGGACAACAACCGCUCGUGGUUCAUGCACAACAACUCGCACACCAACAGGACCGACGGCGGCAUCGCCAAAGGGUCCACGGUGGGGAUGCUGCUGGACUUCAGCCGCAGGAUCCUCAUCUUCCUCAUCAACGAUGAGCAGCAGGGUCCGGUGGCCUUCGAAGGCUUGGAGGGCGCCUUUUACCCCGCUGUCAGCCUCAAUCGAAACGUCCAGGUCACGCUGCACACCGGCCUUCCCAUCCCGGAUUUUUACACUCCUGGGGAGGUCGACCCCACCGGCUCCACGUGCUGAGGACUCACCCCCUCAAAGUCAGGGGAUUGUUUCCCUCUUCAUCCUGCCAGUCUGUACCUGCACCCCCCUCCUCCUCCUCCUGCGAUCCUCCUUAAGGCCUGAACCUCCUUCAUGCGUUCAGACAGAAACGGUGCUUCGAUCCAUUUCCUGUGCUUUGGUUUCUGAAGAAAACGGUUCUGAUCCGCAGGAUCCUGCUAUUCUGUCAAAUGAGACGUUCAGGGAAAGUUGCUCUGCUUUUCUUUAAGGUCUGUAUGAAACCUUCAUCCGUCCAGAACCGAGCCCUGAACCCGCUCAUGGUUCUGUGACAGCGCCAGAUGUUUCUAAGAAUGUUAACGUUUAUGUUCCUUUAUUUAUUGUCAUUUUAAAUUUAAAGUUCUUCAUGUGUUUUUGGACGCCGUGUUGGCGUCAAACCUUCAUCCAUGUUGGUGGGAAGCUUUUCUUAGUGGCUUAGCUCUGGCAGAACCUUGUUGUGUUUCUAGAAACGUCCAGCUUUUGGGUGUGAAAAGCUGCUGAAGGCCCGUCUGCAGCGCAGCCGUCUGCAGCGCAGCCGUCUGCAGCGCAGCCGUCUGCAGCGCAGCCGUCUGCAGCGCAACCGUCAGAGCAGAGGCUUUUUUUUGUGAUGACUUAUAGCUUUGAUUAUUGAUGCUACUGUGGAGACGUUUGGAUGAGAGGCUACAGCAGGCGGCGUAGUCCUGUCCUUUUUUACUGUAGGUGACUAAAUACGGUAGUUUUGUAAUAUUGGUACUGAAAUGAUCUAUUUGCAGACGGUGUAAAGUUCCAUAAGUUGUUGAUGUUCAGAGUUUUUCCAUGAGAUUUUAUGAUUGGUCCGUUGUCGUGGGUAAAGUUUGUACGGACAGAAGGAACGAGGCUUUCGCUGCUUCAGAAAUCGUUGUCAUUUCUUCAGGAUUUAAAGAAAAAAAGAGGCGGAGCUUUUCCUGGCGGUUAGCCUCACAAAAUAUACGAGCAAUAAAAUCCAACAUUAUGCUAACGCGGGGUUCACCAACCUUUUUGAGACCGAGGGCUAUUUCAUGGGCACCAAGUGGUAUGAAGGGCGCCACUAAAAACCUCCUAAC